CGCGGCUGGAGCGGGGUGGGGGGCUGAGGGGUGCGGGCGCCCGGAGCGCAGGCCGAUCCCCCGCCGCCCCGGGAGCCAUGUGCUCCGACUCGGGUCUGGGCCGCGGGGGAGGCUGCGCGCUUUGUGUGAACUGCUGGGAAUGCAGCGUGAGUGCUCGGCCCGGGGGAGUGUCGGGCCGAGCGGGGGGAGUUGUCAGAAAGUUGGUGCGGGAGUGGUUGCAGGUCGGCGUCGUGGAGUUGUGUAGGAGGGUGCCCCGGGUGUCGUGUCGAGAGGGUGCUGCCGCGGGGCCAGUUAGGGCUUGCCUGAGGUCCAGCCUAGCCCCUAGACACCAUGUCAGACAGUGACCUGGGUGAGGAUGAAGGCCUCCUCUCCCUGGCAGGCAAGAGGAAGCGCAGAGGGAACCUGCCCAAGGAGUCGGUGAAGAUCCUCCGGGACUGGCUGUACUUGCACCGCUACAACGCCUACCCCUCAGAGCAGGAGAAGCUGAGCCUUUCUGGACAGACCAACCUGUCGGUGCUGCAGAUUUGUAACUGGUUCAUCAACGCCCGGCGGCGGCUUCUCCCAGACAUGCUUCGGAAGGACGGCAAAGACCCCAACCAGUACACCAUUUCCCGCCGGGGGGGUAAGGCCUCCGAUGUGGCCCUCCCCCGAGGCAGCAGCCCCUCAGUGCUGGCUGUGUCCGUACCAGCUCCCACCAAUGUGCUCUCCUUGUCCGUGUGCUCCAUGCCGCUCCACUCAGGCCAGGGAGAAAAGCCAGCAGCCACCUUCCCACAAGGGGAGCUGGAGCCCCCCAAGCCCCUGGUGACCCCUGGGAGCACACUCACCCUGCUGACCAGGGCUGAAGCUGGAAGCCCCACGGGUGGACUCUUCAACACACCACCGCCCACACCCCCAGAGCAGGACAAGGAGGACUUCAGCAGCUUCCAGCUGCUGGUGGAGGUGGCGCUCCAGAGGGCUGCCGAGAUGGAGCUCCAGAAGCAGCAGGACCCGUCGCCCCCGUUGCUGCACACUCCCAUUUCCUUAGUCUCUGAAAACUCCAAAUAGGCAUCUGCUAACAGGGGUGCUCGAGGCUCGAGCCAGCUGUCCUGGGUUUCCAUUUUGGUUCCCCUUCCUACAGAGGGUUUUCUUCGGAUCACUGCCAGACAUCGGGAUCAUCUCCUCUGUCCAGAGGUCUUUAGCAGGAAGAUGCCAGCCGGUGUCCCUGCACCGUGAUGGGACCUCUCCUCUGCUGACUCUGCCGUUCCUCCAGGCCUCCUCAGUGAUGAGACCGAGAGCUUGGAGACAGGCGUGGUGCUGCUGCUGCUGCUGCUUCAGAGAAUCCCUGGGACACCUGUGUCCCAGCUUGCUCUCCUGGGCUGGGCACAGGAAACCUGCCAAGUUCACACCUGCACUGGGUCCAAGUUGCCCCUGACAGGGCCUCUUUUUGUUAAGCCAAGUGUGGGCAUUCCAGGUUCAUAAGUGCGAAUGAAAGAAAAGAGGAACCCAGCAGAUGCAACAGAACCGACUCCAGUUGAAUGUUUAGGUUUUCGCUAAACUUUGUGUUUAUUUUUCCCUCUUUGCUGUGGUUUGCAUUAACAGGCGUAGGUAGCCCAGGUGUGGAGAAUGAAAAUGCAUUGCGUGAUGGAGUCUGAUGAACUGGGAACAAUCCACCACUGCAACUGGUGAUUGUUUUACAAGGAAGGAGUAUUUUCAUUUGGGGGACCAGCUAAAUCUCUGCAGAAUUCCAGAUGGUUGUUUUCUUGUUGGUUUGGUUUACAAAAAAACAACAACAACAACAACAAAAGACAGAAAAAACUUACGGGCUUUGGCUUUUCUACAUCAUGCACAGAAGGGCAUAAAGCCACAGCCAGACAGAGGGUCCAACCAAGAAUCUGACCAAACCUAGGUGUGGAGCAGAGAAGGAUGAUAAAAACAGAGGGGUGUGGGUGUUUUUGUUUUUGUUUUCUUUCUUUCUUUUUUUUUUUUUGGCUUGUUUGUUUUGUUUUUACUGUAUUGUUGGGGGUAGGGGUAGGGAAAGGAAGCUAGACUGAGGCAGUGGGGUGGUUGGUUUGUUCUUUUUUUUUUCCCCUCUUUAAUGGUUUCCCCUUCUUUAUCCUUGAAAGCUUCACCCCACGGCCUGAGUUUUGAAUUCCUUCUAGGAAACUUGCAUUAGUGGGGCCAGAAUAGCAAAAGCUCCCUGUAGCUCCUGCUUGGAGAGAAGUGAGCCAUCUGCUGGUCAGGAAGCCCUUUUAGCUGACCCAGACAGGCGGCUUUUCCCAUGAUGGUGGCCGGAAACUAUUCCUAGAGGAAACGUGGAAUAGUGCCCCCAGCUGCCUGUGGAACUGCCUUGGGAGGAGGCUGGGGCUGGAAAUCAGUUAUGAAGCCUGUCCCUGUGAGUGUCUUUUUGUUGCACCUUUCUUUAAAUUGGAGUUGCAAAAGCCCCUGCCCUGAACUUCACAGUGAAACAGAUCACAAUUAGUCUUAUUCUCCUCCCUCCUCCCCCGCCCCCCCCUUAUUUUUUUUUUUGCUGUUUCAUUGCUGAUAGCAUUCAACAGCAAUAUACCCCAUCUUUCUAGUAUAUCCUAAGAAACACUAAUCCUAGGUUAUUAGCUGAAAUAUUUUUGUUCUGAAUAACAUUGUUACUGGGCCAAAAGACAGGUCGGGAUCCUCAGCCUGUAGUUUCCUGAAGUUGCCAGGUUGGGCACAGGGGGAGAGUUCCUCGGUGUUGGCUGACUUGGGUGGGUCUGGCCGGGAGAAAGGCAGCAAUGUGUGUUCUGUCCUUUCUGGGAUGAUCCCUGAAGAGUUCAGGGAGGCUCCCCAACUUCUAAGAGGCUCGGCCCACCCAUUGCUGUGGGAAUGGGGAUUGGUUAUUUAAGAGAGGGAGCUUUGGGCGAGUUUUCUAGGCUCUCUCUUCUGCCUCCUCCCCUCCCCGUGCCCCCUCCUUGCAUGCCCCGGGGGGAUCAGGGAUCCUCACCCUCCUGAGGCCCAGCUGGGGAAGAAUGAACAUGGCAGCCUCAAGAUUAGUUGAAGCUGCUGCUUCCACCCCACCCCGGCCUCUUCCACCCCACGCGUGUCUGUGAGCCCAGGUCUGGUGUGACUGUUGCAAGACACUUGUAGCAGGGGACUCUGGAAGUAUAUUGGGCUGGGGUGAGAAUUUCCCUUCCCACAGUGCACUGAGCAGUGGAGGGGGUGAGGGGUGAGGGAGCCAUGCUGCUGAAUUCUGGCUGGCAUUCCCCUGUGUGCAAGAUGGGGAGGCUAGGGGUGGGGUGGCCUCUGCUUGGUUUGGUUGUGAGGUAAACCUGGAGGAGAAGCACAGUUAUCCCAUUGAAUUA
Hippopotamus amphibius kiboko is the source of this 3311-nucleotide messenger RNA. RefSeq names its product TGFB induced factor homeobox 2 (gene TGIF2). NCBI's taxonomy places the organism in Eukaryota, Metazoa, Chordata, Mammalia, Artiodactyla, Hippopotamidae. The transcript is spliced from 3 exons. The record is from RefSeq and is a predicted model, not a curated record. Gene Ontology annotation, molecular function: DNA-binding transcription factor activity, RNA polymerase II-specific; RNA polymerase II cis-regulatory region sequence-specific DNA binding. Gene Ontology annotation, biological process: regulation of transcription by RNA polymerase II. Bases 331 to 1044 code for a protein of 237 amino acids.